Molecule: messenger RNA, 3080 nt
Organism: Dama dama (fallow deer)
Lineage: Eukaryota; Metazoa; Chordata; Mammalia; Artiodactyla; Cervidae
Gene: ARL11
Product: ADP ribosylation factor like GTPase 11
Exons: 4
Coding region: 205-822 (205 amino acids)
Biological process (GO): vesicle-mediated transport; intracellular protein transport
Cellular component (GO): cytoplasm
Molecular function (GO): GTPase activity; GTP binding
Source: RefSeq, a predicted model, not a curated record
CGGCCCCAUCCUCUCGCACUAUACUAGCGUCUCUGGACUGAAAGUCGCUGGCCCGGGAGGACCACCCAGAGGGGCAGCUUUGGGCCGCAGCCUAGUAACUCUGAGGCUUCCAGGUGGACACCAGAGGCUCAGAGCCUCGGAUCAGCAAGAAUCGAAGACACCCUUCAGUCACUUCCACUCAACCAGGGUCUGCCGGUGGCCGCCAUGGGGUCUGUGAGCUCCCGAAGUCACAAGGCGGAAGCCCAGGUGGUGAUGAUGGGCCUGGACUCAGCCGGCAAGACCACGCUCCUGUACAAACUGAAGGGCCACCAGCUGGUGGAGACCCUGCCCACCGUGGGUUUCAACGUGGAGCCUCUCGAGGCCCCCGGGCAGGUGCGCCUCACCCUCUGGGAUGUCGGGGGGCAGAGCCCGCUCAGGGCCAGCUGGAAGGACUACCUGGAGGGCACGGCCGUCCUCGUGUUCGUGCUGGACGGCACAGACGAGGCCCGCUUGCCCGAGGCGGUGGCUGAGCUCACGGAGGUCCUGGAGGACCCCCACCUGGACGGCGUCCCCCUCCUGGUGCUGGCCAACAAGCAGGACGCACCCCACACCCUGCCGCUGCCCAAGAUCCGAGACAGGCUGGGCCUGCGGAGGUUUCCGGGGCUCUGCUGGGAGCUGCGGGCCUGCAGUGCCCUCACCGGCGAGGGGCUGCCUGAGGCCCUGGGGACCCUGAGGCGUCUCCUGAGCUACCGCAGACCCCCGAGUCUCCAGACCCUCGGGCACCUGGGACCCCCUGGAGGUAUCUGCUGGUUUCUGUUCAUGGAAGCUCAUCUCCGCACGUGAUUUGUCCUGUUUUUAUUGUGAGCUCAUCUUCAGCAGGGUGUGCUUUUCCUGUGUGACUGCCUUGUGCUCUGGGUUGUGACAGGAUUUCUACACAGAGGGGUUUCCCAUUAGCUGUCUACUAGAUGCUGGGGCUUUCGAUUGUUUGAGACCAGAUAUUAUGUUAGUUUCUCUCCUUGGGGCUCACAGACCGCCCAGGCAGUAGCAAUCUGAACUCUCCACUCAUUCACAGCCCAGGCCCUCCCUGGAGAUGCAGUUUCUGACAGGCGACUGUUUUUCUUUGCAUUCAUAUCCCAAGAUAGACCAUUUGCUUCCACACGCCUGGCUGAGCUGGUGAGCAGACUUUUCCAAUCCCCUUUUAAGAGAGGGGUGCCACUUUAAUGCUCUUGCUCUUCUGUUGAGCUCAGAGCAAAAUUUUCUCCCCUCCAAACAAGAGUGAGGCCACAUCUCCCAUCCCCAUGCAGAUGCUAUGACCACAGACUGGUCCCUAGAAUCUAGGUUUGGCUUCUCUAAGAUGCUCCUGGACUCCAGGCUUCACUAAACUGCUUUGGCUAUAGGUUUCCCCCUUCAUUUCUGCCACUUGGAUUUCCCUUUUUUUUUUUAAUGUUCAAUGAUAGUCUAUAUUAAAACAUUAUUUCUGAAUAUAAGUUACCCGAAUACUUAUGACUCCGUAAGUAUUGGAAAUAGUGACAGACUUUAUUUUUAGGGGCUCCAAAAAUCACUGCAGAUGGUGACUACAACCGUGAAAUUAAAAGACCCUUGCUCCUUGGGAGAAAAGUUAUGACCAACCUAGACAGCAUAUUAAAAAGCAGAGAUGUUACUUUGUCAACAAAGGUCCGUCUAGUCCAAGCUAUGGUUUUUCCAGUAGUCACGUAUGGAUGUGAGAGUUGGACUAUAAAGAAAGCUGAGCCCCAAAGAAUUGAUGCUUUUGAACUGCAGUGUUGCAGAAGACUCUUGAGAGUCCCUUGGACUGCAAGGAGAUCCAACCAGUCCAUCCUAAAGGAGAUCAGUCUUGAAUAUUCAUUGGAAGGACUGAUGCUGAAGCUGAAACUCUAAUACUUUGGCCACCUAAUGUGAAGAAUUGACUCAUUUGAAAAGACCAUGAUGCUGGGAAAGAUUGAAGGCAGGAGGAAAAGGGGACAACAGAGGAUGAGAAUGGUUGGAUGGUAUCACUGACUCAGUGGACAUGAGUCUGAGUAAACUCUGGGAGUUGGUGAUGGACAGGGAGGCCUGGCGUGCUGCAGUUCAUGGGGUCACAAAGAGUCAGACACAACUGAGCGACUGAACUGAACUAUGACUCCAUAGUGGAAAAGGGUCCAUCUGCCGUGUCGCCAGGGUCCCAGGAAAGGCUGAGAGGAGACCAGGAUGGCCUAGGGCACACAGGUGGUGGCUGGCUUUGCCCUCUCCAGGUCUCCCAUCUUUCCCCCUGCUUCCAUUCCAACCACAGCGGCUCUGGAGGGAGGGUGGAACCCCAUCUUCUUUUAGAACCUUCCCUGAAGACCACAGGGUAGCUGGCCUUGCCCACUGGAAGCAAGAGUGGCAACAGGUCAACGCUGGCUGGUAGGACUGGGGAUUCUACUCUCCUGGCCGCUGGCAACUGGAAGGUGGGGCAGUCUGUGGCCAGUAGGAUGGCCUCAGCCCCUGCCUUCCCUCCUGAGUCACGCCAGAGCCCACCAGGGACAUGGAGGGGGCAGACAGAGGGGCUUCCCUCCUGCUCCUCUGCUCAGAUACACAUAUGGACAUAUACAUGUACUUACAUCACAGAGCUACAACACAGGGGACCUUAGGAAAAAACAAAUUGUGCCUUCUGUUUUAUUUUGUUGUUUAAAAGGUCUUCUCAUUAUGGGAGAGGUAUUUUGUGUGUUUCAAAUCACCCACACCUUUCAGAUCCAUCUGCCUUCCAUUAACCCAUGAGCAGGAGUAAGGAGGUGCAGGAGCUGAUGUGGCUGAAAAGCACAUGUCUAUUGCCUUCUUAUAUAUAAAUGAAUUUUUUCUUUUGGCAAACACUGUAUACAGUGAGGUUUAUUUCAUGUUGGAGAGCUGAUUACCCCCUUGAAUAUGGGUUGAGUUUCUCCCUCUCUGACUCACUGAUUUUUAUUUUAUUUAUUUAUUUAUGGCUGUGCUGGGACUUCCUUGCUGCGCAGGCUUCUCUCCAGUUGUGUGAGUGGGGGUCACCCUCUAGUUGCGGUGCACGGGCUUCUCUAGUUAUGGAACAUGGGCUCUAGAGCACAGGCUCAACGGUUGUGGCUUCGUUGCUCCAA